GCAUCGACAAAUCGUAUACAUACUAUACAUACAUAGAGUAUACGUAUAAAUAUGAAUACAAAGUAAUCAGCUGAUAAGUGAUUAUUAUCAUGUUGUUAUGGAAACGUGUUAAAAGUAUAAAUGAUCGUUGUUUCUAUAGUAAUGUAUAAUUGUACAAAUGUAUCAUAACUGUACAAAUAAUUUUGGCGUAAAGCUGGUGAUGCAUUUGGAACAUAACCUCACAUAAUUUGAAAGUUCGACCUGUAGGUUUUAUUAGUAAAAUAAAUUUAACCGAAACAAUGUCGGUGGACCAUAAUGAAAAAUAUAUUUUCGAAGCUGAAUGGUACGAUAAAAUAGCCUGCGUUUUAAAGAAGUUUUAUCUGUAUUAUUAUCCAUUCGAUAAUACGGUUGAAUUGUUCGAUAUAAAAAACAGGAAAACAUUUCUAAGAAGGACAAAAUGCGAAGGAAUUCAGGCAAAAGAUUUUUAUGUAGGUGCCACUGUAACAAUAUUUUCAAGGAGUAUAAGGAUAACAGAUUAUGCGGAUUGUACUACACGAACAAAAUUGCAAACAAAAAUGCAAAAAACAUUUGCAAUGGUGAAACCUACUGUCGUUGAUAAGUUAGGAGAAAUAUUAAAGCAUAUAGUUGCCUCUCAAUUUCAUAUUGCCAAUAUUAAAAUGGUCAGAUUAUCGCAAGAAGAGGCGACAGACUUAUAUCGAGAUAAAGAGGAGCCCAAUAUAGCGUAUAUAGUGAAUUAUCUCACUUCUGGUCCUAUUGUAGCUUUAGAACUAUUAGGUGAUCAUGCAAUUACACGUUGGCAAGAAGCGAUGGGACCGGAAGAUCCCAGGGAAGCUGUUGCAAAAGCUCCAUCUUCCCUCAGAGCAUGUUAUGGUAAAGAUAAUAUUGUCAAUGCGGUAUAUGGUUCUGACAAUGAGGAAACAGCAGAAAAAGAAUUACAAUUUUUCUUCCCUAAUCCAAAAAGCGGUAAAAAAGGACCAGUGAAUACAGCAACAUUAGAAAAUUGUACUUGCUGUAUUAUUAAACCACACAUCGUCCAAGCUAAACUAAUUGGAAAUAUUAUCGAUGACGUGCAAAAAGCUGGUUAUACUAUCUCUGCUGUACAACAAUUUUUUGUCAAUCUAUUUGACGCGGAGGAAUUUUUAGAAGUUUACAAGGGGGUUCUUCCCGAUUACGCGGCCAUGGUAGGAGAACUACAGUCAGGACCAUGUAUUGUUAUGGAAAUAAAACAUAAAGAAGAAAAAUAUGAUGUCCAAGGAGAAUUUAGAAAAUUAUGCGGACCCAUGGAUCCAGAUAUUGCACGGCAAGUGAGACCAGAUACUCUCCGAGCAAAGUACGGAAAAACAAAGGUACAAAAUGCUGUACAUUGUUCUGACUUACCGGAAGAUGGAAUAUUAGAGGUAAAAUCAAUUCUCAUAAGUAUUUUUAUAUUUACGUAUUAAAUAUAUAAUUUAUGUAUGUACGUAUAUUCAUUAUAAUUUUAUACAGGUGGAAUACUUUUUUAAGAUUCUUGACAGCAGCUAGGUACUUAAAGAUGAAAUUACACAGAAAGCUUAAUUCAUUCCUUGUCUUGUUUUUAUCAUUCUAAAUAUUUCAUAUACAUUUAAGAAGAUAUUACUACACAUUGCCUUUCAUAAAUACCAUCCAGUUGUCAAUCAUAAAUUUUACCGAGCUAUGAAAUUAAAUAAUAACAGUUAAAUCAUUGUUUAUGAUUAAACCUAUCAGAUGAAUAUAUGGAAUUUUAUCCUACUUUUUUAUAAUAAAGAAUGCUAUAGCAAUUA
Messenger RNA from Bombus huntii, 1778 nucleotides. It is a transcript of the gene nmdyn-D7, whose product is annotated as nucleoside diphosphate kinase 7. The record is from RefSeq and is a predicted model, not a curated record. Gene Ontology annotation, cellular component: centrosome. NCBI's taxonomy places the organism in Eukaryota, Metazoa, Arthropoda, Insecta, Hymenoptera, Apidae. The coding region runs from base 279 to 1439 and encodes 386 amino acids. Gene Ontology annotation, molecular function: ATP binding; nucleoside diphosphate kinase activity. The transcript has 8 exons. Gene Ontology annotation, biological process: UTP biosynthetic process; CTP biosynthetic process; GTP biosynthetic process.